AUGUGCACCAUCUUCUGGCGCCUGAUAAUUGUAAAAAAAACCCUUAACAACGCCAAGUCACUCCAGGGGCCCCAUGAGAAACGAUUGCUGCACACCCUGCUGGACCACUACAACGUCCUGGAGCGGCCCGUCGCCAAUGAGUCCGAUCCACUACAGCUAAGUUUUGGUUUGACCCUCAUGCAGAUCAUCGACGUGGAUGAGAAGAAUCAGCUUCUAAUAACAAACAUAUGGUUAAAACUGGAGUGGAACGACGUGAACCUCAGGUGGAACUCGUCAGAGUUCGGCGGCGUCAAGGACUUGAGGAUACCGCCGCACCGCAUCUGGAAGCCAGACGUGCUAAUGUACAACAGUGCUGAUGAGGGUUUCGACGGGACGUAUCCAACGAACGUUGUGGUCAGAAAUAACGGUAGCUGCUUGUACGUUCCACCGGGCAUCUUCAAGAGUACAUGCAAGAUAGACAUUACGUGGUUCCCCUUUGAUGAUCAGCGGUGUGAGAUGAAGUUCGGUAGCUGGACCUAUGACGGCUUUCAGCUGGAUUUGCAGCUACAAGACGACACGGGCGGAGACAUCAGCAGCUUCAUAACGAACGGUGAAUGGGAUCUCCUAGGUGUUCCCGGGAAAAGGAACGAAAUUUACUACAAUUGCUGCCCCGAACCUUAUAUAGACAUAACUUUUAUCAUUAUCAUACGGCGCCGGACCCUGUACUACUUUUUCAACCUUAUUGUUCCAUGUGUUCUCAUCGCCUCCAUGGCUGUUCUUGGCUUUACUCUGCCACCGGACUCAGGCGAAAAACUAUCUUUAGGUGUUACUAUCCUCCUGUCUCUGACAGUAUUCCUAAACAUGGUGGCCGAGACGAUGCCAGCCACCUCCGACGCUGUCCCCUUAUUAGGUACAUAUUUCAACUGUAUCAUGUUCAUGGUGGCGUCUUCCGUAGUUUCGACGAUACUCAUUUUAAACUAUCACCAUAGGAAUGCGGACACGCAUGAGAUGUCGCCGUGGAUCAAGACAAUCUUCCUGCACUGGCUGCCGUGCGUGCUGCGCAUGAGCCGGCCGGGCAUGGAGGCGGAGGCGGCGGCCGGCGGCGCGCGCAACAAGACGCUGCAGCUGCGCGAGCUGGAGCUGAAGGAGCGCUCCUCGAAGAGCCUGCUGGCCAACGUGCUCGACAUCGACGACGACUUCCGCCACCACGGCGGCUCCGCGGCCGGCACCUUCCUGCGCGGCGGCGGCGGCGCGGGCGCCGGCGACGACUCCAGCAGCACCGGCGGCGGUACGCUGCUGCACGGGGCGGGCGCCGCCGGGUCCUGCCUCGGCCCGCACCGCGAGCUCACACUCAUCCUCAAGGAGCUGCGCGUCAUCACCGACAAGCUGCGCAAGGAGGACGAGGCGGCCGAGGUCACCAACGACUGGAAGUUCGCCGCCAUGGUCGUCGACCGCCUGUGCCUAAUCAUCUUCACGCUCUUCACCGUCAUCGCGACGAUAGCCGUGCUCUUCUCGGCGCCGCACAUCAUCGUCACGUAAUGCGCCGGUGCCGCCUCCUCUCUUGUCUCUCUCUCUCUUCGCCUCCUCGCCAUGUCUCUUUGUCUCCCCGCCCUCGCUCCGCCGCUGGGCGGCAGACGGCGCGGGGGCCACCGGUCACGUUCGGCGCCGGCUGGACCGUCUCUCGUGACACCAAAGUGUACUUCGGCGCGUGGCGCUGCUGGGCGGUGACGUCAGUGGCGGGGCCGCUCCACCGCGCCCGGCAGCGACGCCUUUCUGACGCCCGUCGCCCUCCGACCCCGGACGGGGGCACCGGGUCGUCGCCGCUCUCGCACCCGGACCCAGCGGCCGCGCUGGCCGAGGUUGCCCCGGGUGUUCGACUGCGAGUGGAGUAGGCAUCUCGAAACUUUUCCGACAAGUCUUCCCAACAAAUUCACGAAUUGGUAUAGCUAGUGGACUCUCGUGACAUUGCAAGCCAGCCAGUAGGACAUGAGAAAGUUAGGUACCUGCGGUGCGCCAGCGACCUUACAAUCUAGAAGCGCUGCACUAAUAUUAAUCGCUAUACGAACGAUCGCGGGGCAGUAACAUUCGCCGACCGCGACCGCUCCGUAUGAACUCUGAAGCGUAAAGCUUCGAUUCUAGAUUUCGGUUGUGAUUUUGACGCUGUAUUGGGCCUCAAUUUCUUUAGAAAGCUAGCGAAUUGACUUGGAGUAAACGCACGUUUAAAAAAAUCGUGAGCUACUGUUGGAAGCUAUUUCGUUUCUAUUACCUUUUUCUUUUACUCAACCUUCGCUUCAUGACGGGCUAAGUGAUGAAGUAGUGUAAUUUUUUCUUUCACAGGACUGGCUGGAACAGUCAUUUUUUUAACAGACGUGAGAAAAAAGGUUGUCGAAGCCGCUAAGUGACCACUCGUGCGAAAAACUGAAGUGGUCGCCAACUGAUAACUUGUAACCGAGUGACACUAUCUGGGGAGCUUCAUUCCAGAGCAGGUUCAGUUGCUCAGGACCUCCGAGUUUAUUUUAAAAUGCGAAGUACACUCAAUACAUCCGCCUAGGAGAGCAGUCGUCGAAUUAAAUCUUGUAUUCCACUGUCAGUAUUGUUUGUUUAUAAAGAUUACGCGAGUGCCUGUUGUAGAAUCGACAAGUUCCCUGCAUGUAUGUACUCCAUCAAACUAGAAACGCGACGUGGAUGUCUGCAACUUACCGCGGUUCCACACUUUCUGUGAAUGGCAAGCUACGUCAUAUCAGAGAUAGUGAUGUUUCUAGGGGAGACACUUUUUAAACCCAGUGAAUUGCGUACAGGGAUUAGCGACGCAAGACUUUCUGUAGAAGGCAGUCAUAUUUUUGAACAACAGUAUUAUUUUGUGACGACAGUUGUUGCAAUUUAUUCAAAAUAGACGAAAAAAUUUGUUGUGAUAGGCGGAUCCCCCACCCUCAUGGACAUAAACUACAUGCGUGAGGAUGGAAUCUUUUAACGUUAGUAGAAGUGAAUCAAAAUAUUGCUCUUUUUGUAAAUAUGCAUUUACUGAUAAGUAUUCUGCGCUGUGGUCUUACUUCUGUGGCAUGAAAUCAUUUGCGCGAAUGUGUGCCAAAAUGUUUGCCAAGUGUCCCAUUUUAAGAACUGAUGCCAUGCAAAGUGAUGUGAUUGAGGCCAUUAAAUGCAGUAGAGCAUUACUCCAGACCGUCGCUCAGUAGCUAUCGCUCAAUAGUCAUCUAGCUCAGUCUCCUCUAGUACUUUCCUACGCUCUAAAAUUCUUCCGUGUAAAAGAGCAGCCGAUUUCAGAACUAUAGAAUGUAGGUAUAUUGCUUCUUUGAUCACAUGUGAUAAUUCGACUAUUUCCGAACGGUAUUUACACGUGGGAGUUUUGAGGAAAUUUCCAGGCAGCUUCUUGAACGACUUACAAAACAUUUUACGCACUUUUUUAUUCUCUACGGUAUGAAGUCACGAAGUGAUCGAUACAAAGAAAAGUACUUGCAAAUCUCCACUUUGCGGUUAUCUGACACUGAUUUACUAUUCUUUGAAAACAAGAGAAGUGAAAACCAGACUUUCUGUAUUUCUGAUGUUAUACUUUCCUAUCAAGGUUUAAAAAUAGGAGCUACGAAACACAAAUUAACAAACUGUGGAAAGCUCUCUUCGCCUCAGUAGAAGCAUUGUAGAAAAAAAAGAACUUCUAGAGCUUGCUGUAAGUUGCGCGUAUUUUGUACCCCUGAUCAUAAGUAAUGAGGUUAUGCCUUCUGCAUGCCGUUCCAUAGUAAAAGUAAUUUAGAUGGACAUCCUUUAAAUGAUGCUAAAUACAUAUUUUGCCAUAUCACUUUUGUAACUUAAAUAUGAAAUUCUACAUAUCAGAUUUCUGUCAUUAAAAGAUUAAAGCAAACAGAUAAAAAUCUAAAACUCUCUAGACAGUGAGACUGAAUAUGAUUACUGUAAAAAAGUUUCUCUUGUCAACUUGCUAAAAAACAAGAUUAUACUUACUAUUGCUCUAUUAAUCUAAACAUUCAUACAUUUCUAACAUAGUAUUUAGGGCCUAGGAAAGCAAACAACGUGCUUGAUAGGGUCGUGAAGCUCUAGAAGGACUUCCUUUCUUCGAACUGAUACCAUUAGCCUCUUUAUGAGGACAAGAGAUUAAUCUAUAUACUUAGUUGAGAGCUGUAGCACUGAGAGCAAUAUAUUUCUGUAAAUCUCGUCCUAGUAACUUAAAAGUAAGUAGAGUAGAAAUGAUUUUUUUUAAAAAUGUUCUUAUAUUAAUUAGUACUGGUGAACUCUCAAGAGGUUACAGUAAUAGGGGCUGACACCACUUAACUCUAGUAGCGAAUGAAGUUGCCAAGGGCUAUGUGUGCAAACACCUGUUCUUAUUCUUUAACAUGUACAGUGAUUGCCAGAUAGAUUUUCAUGUUAGUAUUACCCUGAAAGAACAACUACCACAAAAAGCAGGAAUUAUACAUUUCUAUGUAUGCUACAAUGCAUAAUAUAUGUGUUUAUGCAUAUUGCACUCUGGCAACAGUAAAGCUACAGAGUUGUUUCAUAAAACUAUAUGUAGUAUACUAGUAUCUGUUACAUCUUUUAGAACCCUUGUGAAUAUAGAAGGGUGUUCGACGGUCUGGUGUGAUGCUAAAUGGGAUUCAAAGUGUUGACUCAAGCCUCCAUGUUAAAUUUCAUUUGACAUAAUGUUAAAAUUACUAUUACUUUUGAAUACAUCAGCACAUUUCUGUGAAAUUUUGUUUGUGAAUUCUAAAUUGGUUACGGUGAAAAGCUUUAUGGUGAGACACAAAUCAUAAUCAUAUUUAUGAAAUGCUAUGCUUAAUUUUAAUUGUGUUAGUGUUAACGGAUCUUUCCCAGGAACACAGAAGACAAAUGAACUGAUGAAAGACUAGAUAUUAUAGGAACCGAAGUGUUAAACAGUUUCAAUAAUUUUUAUACUUAAAUAAAUGCUCAACUUCGUAAAUGGGAAAAUAUAACAAAUUGCCAUGUAAAAAUUGUUAUUGAAUUUAAUAGAAUGGAAUUGCAAUUUUACCUGAAUUCUAAUGGGGUUUUGUAAUACUGUCAACUUAUCUUCUUUCAUCUCGUAUGUUGUAGGAGCGUUUUAGCUCCAAAAAUCCUGCUAUCCUGCAAGAAUUCAUGGGUAAAAUUGAACACUUUGUCCAUCACAUAUUUCAUAACACCAGCUUUAUUUCUGAUGUAACAUGAUUCAAUACUUGAAUUUGACACUAAAGUAUGUAUAAUACCAGAGCAGAUAAGAAAUAAUUUCUCGAUUUUAUUCUUGAUUGAUGUUUAACACAUUUGAAAUUGUAUUGUUGUUAUGAUAAGUUGAUUUUACUCCACAGAAUUUAUAAAAAAGUUGUUUGAUGUAAAAAUAUAACACUGUUGGUAUAUAUAGCUUUUUAGACUACAGCCAAAAUAAUUUACUGCAAUAAACUGAAAUGAUGCAAGCAAACCUCACAAUGGCACUGAAAAUAGAGAUUUUUACUUUUCUCAAAAAUUUAUACAAAUUUUUCAAAAUAAUAUUGGUUAUAUCUGUUGCUAUAAAUUCUGCAAUAAUCGAAACUGGUUGUUUCCCUUUUGUAUACCACAAUCUACUGUAAAGAGUUUUGAGAGACAAAUAAUUUGGAUAUACAAUCUAUGUUAUCAGUUCAUUUUCACACUGGGAUAUCACAUAAUUUCUUCAUAGAUUAUGUUAUGAAUUUCAUUAUCUGAAUGUGCCUGCAGUAGUUGUUCAGAUGUUAAAAUUUGUUUGGCAUUACCCUGUAAUUUGCAGCAUAAGUUAAAUACAUUUUGUUCCAUUCUGUGUUUUGAAGUCGAAAUUUAAGUCUUCUUCUUGGUUUUGCGCAAUACUGAGUUAAUAAUUUAUGCACCACCACUAAAGCAAAUUACUGUCCAAAAAUCUGUUUUAGUAACUUCCAGCUGGGGUACUUUUCAGAUACACAAUUGAGCAGGGAUACCUAUAAAUCAUGAAUCAUUCCUAACACCUCUUUCUAUUUCUCUAUGACAAUCUACAAAACUUCCCUUCGCAUAAACACUGAUGGUGCUUCAGCAGGUUACCGUUUUGACCUGUUGUUUGUAUUGAGUUUAAUAGUAUAAAAGGUCAUCAGGUGAUCAUAAUGUUUGUCAUUGUUAAUGAUGUAGUUGAUAUUACAGUUUAAAGAAAAAUUGUUACAUAGUUAUAAUAAGAAUAAAAUCACAAAGAAAUACUGUAAUUUACAGAAGUAAGUUCAUGAAAGCUAAGUAUGUACUUAUAUACUAUAACAUGAUCUGCUUAGAAAAAUAAAACAUGUAUAUCUAUAUGAUGCCUAGUAUUUUUUGUUGCAAUAUACUAAACACAAAUUUGUUGAAAUGAUACUGCCAACAUCUAAAAAUUCAUUAGUGAACCUUCCAUGAAACAAAAGGGAAAUAGUGGCUGUAAAUGAGAUUUCUAAUUGUGAGAUGCUUCUUUUAUGUACAAUUUUAUAAUGACAUAGACAAUUUCUACAUAGCUCUUCGACAUCUCACCAGUCUGCAUGACAAAUAUCUGUAAGGUACUGUCUUUCAUCAUCCAAUUGCUCAUAGUGUUCUCCCUUGUACAUUUUUGGUGAAAGAAUUGUUCAUCAGAGAAGAGAUGUAAUGUAAUCAUAAUGUACAAUACUACGAAAAUACA
Molecule: messenger RNA, 6604 nt
Organism: Schistocerca nitens (vagrant locust)
Lineage: Eukaryota; Metazoa; Arthropoda; Insecta; Orthoptera; Acrididae
Gene: nAChRalpha7
Product: neuronal acetylcholine receptor subunit alpha-7
Exons: 10
Coding region: 1-1518 (505 amino acids)
Biological process (GO): regulation of membrane potential; chemical synaptic transmission; nervous system process
Cellular component (GO): synapse; postsynaptic membrane; neuron projection
Molecular function (GO): transmembrane signaling receptor activity; acetylcholine-gated monoatomic cation-selective channel activity
Source: RefSeq, a predicted model, not a curated record